ACCCCUCGCUGGCUCGCUGUAAUAUUUGCCCAACAGAAGUCAAGAGUAGACGAGACUUUCCUUGCACUUUGUUCUUUCACACUCUGCCUUUCCAUCUUGGUAGGCUUCAGAUCAUAUCAUUCCCUCUUUCAUUAUGUAAUUUGAGGAAAGAAUAGCAAUUUAAGGCUGUUAGUGAAGGCAUCACUUGCAAGCAUCAUCAUUUUUACCUACCCUAAAAGUUGACUGUUUUCUUGCCCAUAAAAUUCUGGGUGUGCAGAAAGUAGAGUUGAGAUCUUCCUAUAGGAAAAGGGAUAAUGAGCUGCUUUGGCUGUUGUGUAGAAAAUGAUAUCCAUAGAGCUGCUGAUACUGGGCAGUUGAUGGGAAAUAAUUCAACAGGCAUUAGUGGUGGUUAUUCUUCCAAGGAAGCUGUGACAAAAGAUACACAGACUGUAACUAUCCAGCCAAUCGCUGUCCCUGCCAUUCCAGUAGAUGAAUUGAGGGAUAUUACAGAUAAUUUUGGUACAAAGGCAUUAAUUGGCGAGGGCUCAUAUGGAAAAGUAUAUCAUGGUGUCCUAGCAAGUGAACAGGCUGCAGCCAUUAAAAAGUUAGACUCCAGUAAACAACCUGACCAAGAAUUUCUGGCGCAGAUCUCCAUGGUAUCAAGACUGAAACAUGAAAAUCUUGUUGGACUUAUUGGUUAUUGUGUCGAUGGUCCUCUCCGUGUCCUUGCAUAUGAGUACGCUCCUAAUGGAUCUCUUCAUGAUAUACUACACGGACGAAAAGGUGUCAAAGGAGCAGAGCCAGGCCCAGUUCUGUCGUGGGCACAGAGAGUUAAAAUUGCAGUUGGGGCAGCAAGGGGACUUGAAUAUCUACAUGAAAAAGCACAACCUCACAUCAUACAUCGUGAUAUCAAGUCCAGCAAUAUACUGCUUUUUGAUGAUGAUGUUGCAAAAAUCGCUGAUUUUGAUUUAUCAAAUCAAGCACCUGAUAAUGCUGCACGUCUUCAUUCCACUCGUGUACUUGGCACUUUUGGUUAUCAUGCUCCUGAAUACGCGAUGACUGGGCAGCUGAGUUCAAAGAGUGAUGUUUACAGCUUUGGUGUUGUCCUGCUGGAACUCUUGACUGGUCGAAAACCUGUUGAUCACACCCUGCCACGUGGACAGCAAAGCCUGGUGACAUGGGCAACACCGAAACUCAGUGAAGAUAAGGUGAAGCAAUGUAUUGAUGCUAAACUAGAUGGAGAAUACCCUUCCAAGGCAGUUGCAAAGAUGGCUGCCGUUGCUGCCUUGUGUGUGCAAUAUGAAGCUGACUUUCGGCCAAAUAUGAGCAUUGUAGUUACAGCUCUACAGCCUCUGUUGAACACUCGGUCCGGCCCCCAAGUGCAAAACCGCACUUGUGAAUUCUUCCUAGCACCUCAAACUUUCUUGCAGGGUAUACUGUUCAAUAUGUUUUGUAACCAGCGUGUUCUAGAUCGUAUUUCAUUCAUUGAAGCUUUUUAGACCUUUAUUUGCAAUUUGAAUAAUUAUUCUACAUACUUUUGAAGUGCUUUGGGUGAUUUCUAUGGGUUUUCGAUUGUGCACAUUAGCUCUAUCUCAUUUGCUGUGUAUUUUUACUAAGUGAUUGAGAAAAUGAGAAUGUUGUUGUGCCCUAUGCUUA
This is a messenger RNA of Juglans microcarpa x Juglans regia, 1635 nucleotides long. Its product is annotated as pto-interacting protein 1-like. The record is from RefSeq and is a predicted model, not a curated record. The transcript has 8 exons. Bases 294 to 1478 code for a protein of 394 amino acids. Gene Ontology annotation, molecular function: ATP binding; protein kinase activity. NCBI's taxonomy places the organism in Eukaryota, Viridiplantae, Streptophyta, Magnoliopsida, Fagales, Juglandaceae. Gene Ontology annotation, biological process: protein phosphorylation.